AGCAAGAAAGAUAAAAGCAAGCAAGUAAUUGGAUUUUAGACAUUGAAUGUCUUGAUUGUCAUGUUAGAAAUUCAAUGGAGAGUAAUUAUUUCCCUUUUCCUGCAGGUCCAGCACUAAGAGGAAGGGAUGGGGAUUGAAAAAUUACCAUGGCAUUUUCUUACUCACUUCUUUUGGCUUGGAGUGAUGGGAGUUGAUGCCUCGUCAUGGACUGCUGACGUGCCCAAGUCCGUCUCCAGCCUACGGGGCUCAUGCAUCGUGAUUCCCUGCUCAUUCAACUACCCAGAACCAGAGAAGAAGCCCUCCAAAUUCACUGGCAUCUGGUUCAAAGGCACCCAUGAUACUAUAUACCACCCAGACAGCUCCAACAUCAUCAAAGCCUACAGGGGUCGUACAGAGCUGGUGGGAGACCUCCGGCAGAAGAACUGCUCUCUCAGAAUCAACCCCCUCCAUGACAGUGACAAAGGAUCCUUUACUUUCAGGAUUGAAAUGGAAGACCAUAACAAGUAUUCAUACAAAGAGGACACAGUCUCCAUUACAGUGAGCAGCUCUCCAGACCCCCCCUCUCUGUCAGUGAGGGAGGAGGUGAAGGUGGGGGAAGUGGUUUCUGCCUCCUGCUCUAUGUCUCGCUCCUGCCCAUCUGAUUCCCCUCUCCUAACCUGGAGCCACUCCGGAACACACAGUGUCCAAUCACAGCAGCUGACCAAUGCCCAGUGGGAAGUGACGUCAUCCCUGACCUUUAGCCCCAGCAGCACUGAUCACAACCAGUCUCUGGUCUGCACAGCAGCAUACAGGGGAAGGAAGACAGUGAAAAGUUUGAAAACUCUCAAUGUCAAAUAUGCCCCAGUGGAUGUGAAGAUUGAGGGAGUGUCCAGUGUGAAGGAAGGAGACUGUAGAGCUGAGAUGCUCCAGUGACAGUAACCCUGCUGCCCACAGCUACCACUGGCACAACAGUAGAGGACCUCUGCCCACCACUGGACCUACCAUCACACUGGAGAAUGUGACCAGACUCACUGAAGCCCUCUACUGCACUGCCAUCAAUAGAGAGGGACAAGGCAACUCCAGCCCACUGAAACUCAAUGUAGAGUACCCCCCUGAGAUCAAAGUGGGCUCCGCCUGCACUUCAGACAUCUCCAUGGUAACCUGUCUGUGCAUUGUGGAUUCGGAGCCCCCCGGCUCCGUGGAGUGGUCUCUUCCAGAUGGACCCCUGCCCAACCAGUCCAGUAACAGAGUGGAGAGGCAUGGUGGGAGGAGUCAUAUGGACCCGUCAGUAACCUGCAAGCAGGAAGUGCAUACAGCUAAGUGUGCUUCCUCAGAUCCCUCAACAUCAAGGAAAGAGCAGACAGACACCAGCAGGGAAAUCCACACAAACUACUACACCAACGAUCACGUAUAUGGAAACAUGGAGACUGAAGAGGAUGGUGACCCAUACGAGUGUGAUGGUGGAGACGAAGCAGUCUAUGGUAACAUGUGAACACAACAGGAAGCAUGUGGAAGUCAGCUGGCCCAGAGGCCAUGGUGUUCAGUCUCUCAAAGGUUCCAGUAAAAUAUUAACAUUUUAACCCAAUGUAG
Messenger RNA from Oncorhynchus tshawytscha (Chinook salmon), 1569 nucleotides. Its product is annotated as sialic acid-binding Ig-like lectin 14. Lineage: Eukaryota; Metazoa; Chordata; Actinopteri; Salmoniformes; Salmonidae. The transcript has 8 exons. Bases 127 to 912 code for a protein of 261 amino acids. The record is from RefSeq and is a predicted model, not a curated record.